AUGCAGAUAAGAAUAAAUUAUAUCACUAUGUCCAAUUUUGCUCUGAUUUCAUUCUUAUUUUUAAAAUUAUAAAUGAUAAAUCUCUGUUUUCAAUACUCUAACGUCUGAUAAAGUUAAAAAUAACAUUGCAUAUAAUAUAAUGCUGUAAAUUCCUAUCAAAGACGCCGUUUGUCAAAGAUUGAAUCAUGCCGACCCACCAACUAGCAAAGAAAAAACCAUUCAAAUUAAACAAUCUAGAAUCUGUGAACAGAAUCACCACUCUUCCAAUAGUAGAAUCAGGAUGGAAUUUUGCAGAAAACAUUUACUUCAGAAUCAAAAAAUCAAACAAUUUGUUGUACUGGACUUUGCAACAAGCCGAAUCUUCUUUCCAAACGGCUGUCGAAACGGCUUUACCGACAAUAGCUUUAUUUGAAGCUCCAAUCUCUUCCAUCGAUAAAAUACUGUGUAAAGGCUUAGAUGUAGUGGAAUAUCAAAUUCCAUCAAUUGGUUUGCCUCCAGAAAUGAUUUAUUGGAAUACUAAGCAAUAUGUGACUGACGUAAGCAGCAAAAUCGUCAAGCCAGUUCUCAAAAGGGCCGAUUCAGUUAAACAAAUCGGAAACACAGUUUUGUCUAGCAAAUAUACAGAAUUUGCAGCCAAUACUCUAGACGGAGCUUUAGAUGUUGCCGAUAAAUACGUGGAUAAAUACCUCCCAGCUGCUGUAUAUGACGACCAAAACAUUAAUGAAAUGGAACUCAAAAAUAAUGUUGAUGGACCUGCAGGCCGAGCCUUGCAAACCAUCCAUCAUGUGGGUCGCUUUUCCGGAAAGUUGCAAAGAAGACUUACUAAAAGGACUUUAGCUGAAGCUAAAGCUCUCAAGGAACAAAGCGCUGAAGCUAUCAACGUUCUCAUCUACGUGGCAGAAUUGAUUGCAACAGACCCCAAACUUGCCUUUGCUAAAGGCAAGGAAUUGUGGGCAAGUCUGAGCAAAGACGAGCCUGAAAAUCAAGCUCGUCCUGAAAAUUUGGAGCAGUUGAUUGUUCUACUGACUCGAGAAUCGGCUCGCCGAGUGGUUCAUUUUAUAAAUUUCACCAGUGCUAUCAUCAGCAAAGUGCCCAAACAUAUCACAAACUCCUUCUUGGCCACUCUAUCGAAAUUUUUGCAUUUUGCCGACUCCAUGGUCAAGAGUGUCCAUUUGGAAGGAGUUCAGCAAGUUCUCGUCACUGCUCUCAAAUAUCAGGCACACCAUUUUACGCUGUUGCUUAAGCAAAUAAACAUUUACUUCACUGAUAUUUUGGAUAAUGUUGCACAAUCUUUGGUUGAAGUGCCCGAGACUCCAAAAUCUGCCCUUGAAGUACCAAAAAUCAAACUGCAAUUAAGAGCAGUUAAUAGAAUUAAUAACACAAAUGGUGUUGACUCAAACUCCAAUUAAAUUGUUAUGUAGAUUUAGACAUAGUUUUAGGUAGAUAUGCCAACGUAUUAUCUUACUUUUUAGACACUAGUUCUUGUAAUGGUUAAUUAAGGUAAAAAUACAUUGACGUUGAAUUGUUUAUUUAAAUAAGUUUACAUCGUAGUCCAUAUAUUAUUCAUAAUAAUAAAUAAAAACUACUUAGAAUAUAUUAUUAAGCAAUCUUUUUUUCAACUUUAAAUAAAAUGCGAUUAGGCUUU
Messenger RNA from Tribolium madens (black flour beetle), 1645 nucleotides. Its product is annotated as lipid storage droplets surface-binding protein 1-like. Lineage: Eukaryota; Metazoa; Arthropoda; Insecta; Coleoptera; Tenebrionidae. Gene Ontology annotation, cellular component: lipid droplet; cytosol. Bases 186 to 1409 code for a protein of 407 amino acids. The record is from RefSeq and is a predicted model, not a curated record. The transcript has 8 exons. Gene Ontology annotation, biological process: positive regulation of triglyceride storage; lipid storage.